AAAGCUUGUAUCAAAGACAUAUCCCGAUGCUGAUAUAAUAAAGGUUUAUGAAAAAGGUGUUUCCACGGAAAAUAUGUAUUUCGGUCUUAAUAAGUCGAGAAACGAUGCAGGCAUUACAUAUCUGCUGCCAGCACAAAGGACGUGCGCUUUAAUUGGUAAUGGAGGAAUAUUAUUAAAUAGCAGUUGUGGUGAAGAAAUCAACUCCAAUAACUUUGUCGUUAGGUGUAAUAUUCCAGUAAUAACGGGAUACGAACAAGACGUUGGAAAUAAAACAAAUGUUACAAUUGUAAAUCGAGCGACAAUGAUGCAACUUUACAGAAUGUCCCAUCGGCGAAAGCAAAAACAACUUCCAAAUUUUCUCAACAAUUACGUUUCAUUGAAUAACACCAUACUUUGGUACCCCGGGGUAUCGUCAGUGCCCGUAAGACAGCGUUCAAUUGCGUAUCUGAAAUCCAGGUUAAAUCUUGUAUAUGAAGUAGCAUACACCGCUCAAAGAAGCUUCAUACCAAAUGUAAAAAGAUUUCUACACUUACGUCGAUUACCAUCGACAGGACUACGGACAAUGGUUCUCGCGCUUUCAUUCUGUGACGUCAUCACAAUGUACGGAUUUUAUCCUCGUCUUCUGGACACCACUGGCAACAAGGUGCCCUAUCAUUAUUACGGCUCUAACGCGACGAUAGAUGACUUUAAAGCAGCACAUAACUGGAAGGCAGAAUUUUCACUGCUGGAAUCUUUACACAGAGACGGUACCGUGAA
Saccoglossus kowalevskii is the source of this 756-nucleotide messenger RNA. Its product is annotated as alpha-2,8-sialyltransferase 8B-like. Gene Ontology annotation, biological process: oligosaccharide metabolic process; N-glycan processing. The record is from RefSeq and is a predicted model, not a curated record. NCBI's taxonomy places the organism in Eukaryota, Metazoa, Hemichordata, Enteropneusta, Harrimaniidae. Gene Ontology annotation, molecular function: alpha-N-acetylneuraminate alpha-2,8-sialyltransferase activity.